Messenger RNA from Debaryomyces hansenii CBS767, 1035 nucleotides. RefSeq names its product DEHA2A10296p. The transcript has a single exon. The coding region runs from base 1 to 1035 and encodes 344 amino acids. NCBI's taxonomy places the organism in Eukaryota, Fungi, Ascomycota, Pichiomycetes, Serinales, Debaryomycetaceae. The record is from RefSeq and is a predicted model, not a curated record.
AUGGCAUCACAUAAUCACAAUAGGAACGGGCUUUCGCUAUUUUCAUUCAAGCUGGGAUCUAACGGGUCGAGUAAGUCGUCGGUGAAGGGCGGUGAGAGCACGUCGCCCACUAACCGAUCGAUUGAGAACCAUCAGUUGUCGUCGCCGGUGAAUUCGCCUAUGUUGAUGGGUGAUGAGACCAGCGACGUGGUCAGCGAGGCCAACAGCGAUAUCUUUGAGCGCUCGGUCCAAGAUUCGUGCACAGACCUCCACCUGACCCACUCACAGCCCAAAUGUAACCGUUGCACCACCAACAGGUCUAGGAGCUGUACUCACAACUCUUCGCUCUCGUUGCAGGGUGGGUUGAAGAACGAGGAUUUCAUUCCGCCGGCCAUCGAUGCCACCACGUCCAUUUUGAGUGACGAGGACAUGAACCUAGACGACGUCGAGAUGGUGUAUUCUAACAGAAGAAACUCGUCGGUCAUCGGCCUCAACAUGGCUCUCGGUAGACCAUUUGGCAGCUCCAGAAAAAGCUCGACCUACUCACUCCAGCUGAGCCAGCCUCAGGCGGCACAACAGACACAGUCUCCCAUUUCUCCUCCAAAAUUGACGUCUUCCAAGUCUUCGUUGAGCUUCUACUCGUAUGCUGACAUGAUCAGCAACGAGGAAAUGCAAAGAAGACCUUCGUUCAAACAAUCAUAUUCAUAUUCCCAAAAUUCUUUCCCCCUUAAGAAAAAAUCGCAUGUUGGCUCGAUUCCUCCUCCUUACAAGAAAUCGGGUCAAUCUUUGUUGUCGAAAGAGUUAUCGGCAAAAAACCCCUCUACUACUGCAUCACCCAACCAAUCAUUUUCCAACCAGAAUUUUUUAAUUCUGCCUGAAUCGUCGGAUUCGGAACAUGAGAACUAUUUCCAGGGUAAACGUAAGUCAAUCUCAUCUAACAUAUCUUCGAACUCGAAGCCAAAUAACUUGAGGUUCGAUAAUGAUAAUGAAAGUUUAGUUUCAAGCUCGGUCGGUGAUUGUUUAAGACAAUCCACCACCGAAAUUAACGGUAAUUAA